This is a messenger RNA of Carassius gibelio (silver crucian carp), 4328 nucleotides long. RefSeq names its product RNA binding protein fox-1 homolog 2. The coding region runs from base 993 to 2246 and encodes 417 amino acids. Gene Ontology annotation, biological process: nervous system development; regulation of alternative mRNA splicing, via spliceosome. NCBI's taxonomy places the organism in Eukaryota, Metazoa, Chordata, Actinopteri, Cypriniformes, Cyprinidae. Gene Ontology annotation, cellular component: nucleus; cytoplasm. The transcript has 12 exons. The record is from RefSeq and is a predicted model, not a curated record. Gene Ontology annotation, molecular function: mRNA binding.
CGUGGCCGCCAGAUGUCGCGCGCACGCCACAGACGCGCCUCGGUGUCACGUUCCACCGCGAAUCCAGCAGGAACACACCGAACCGCGCAGGAACCGCAUAAUCAAUCAUAAUCAAUCAUAAUCAAUAACUGUGCGCGAGCUCUGAUCAUCUGCUCGGAUCGACACGUCAGUAUGAGCGGAUCCAGCACACUCGGGCGUCCAGCUCCUAAAGACGCGUCUGGUUUUCUCCGAACGGAACGCUAAUUAUCGGCUCGUUACAUGUUGGCGUUUCCCGGUGUAGCAUCGCGGGUUCAAGCAAAGAAAAAACGCCGAGAGUAUAAAAAUACACAUCUAGUCAGACGCAUCUCGUCCCCGUGUUAAACGCUUAAAGCGCUUCGUGUUCAACCGGGGAAAACGGGAAACUGCAGCAAGAAUAAAGCAGCGAGAGCGCGAGGAAACCGGAGAGGAGGGGCGCGUGUGCGCGUGCGUUUCCUCUCCGCCGCAAGAAUCCAUAGAGAGAGAGAGAGAGAGAGAGAAGAAAGGAAAGCAAAGCAAAGCAGCAGCAGCUCCACGCCACUCCUUUGUUUUAGGAAUCUCUUGAAUCUGUCGAAGGACUGGAAUGAUGCAUCGCGUUUCUCUCGCCGUUUUCUGCGACGCCUGUUUUUAAAGGCGAACUUGACGGUUUUGUGUUUUAUUUGGUGGAAGAGCGUUUGAGAUCCGAGACCUUCAGACGCAUUACGCGUUUCCUUCGCGUUCGUCCUCCACGCGCUACACUCGGUCUCCCACCGUUUUCCGUUCCGCUCCGAAGCUCGUUUGUGUUUCUGCUCGGGUUCGAGUCUGUUGUUCGCGCCCAGGCCUCAGAUACUCGCUACUCUUCAAAGGCCUUUAUGCGGCACGCGCGCGUCACAUUGUAACGGGUUUCCACGCGUCAGACGAGCGUCGGUUCUGAUCCUCUGCAGAACUCCUCGUCUUCGUUAUUCGCUCUUCAUACGCAACAUCUGCGGCCCUCUUCAAUGUUAAUGUCGACCGACGUCGCAUCUGUGAUGCUGCCCGUGAGCCACGGGAUCCUGGAGCACGACCGGGAUCUGGACUCCGGUUCGGCGGCGGCUCGGGGGAUGAAGCGCGGGGAUCCGGAGCCGGAGGGCGGCUUGGCGGCGGGGGAGUCCGACGGGGCUGAAUGCAAACGAGCGCGGAUGGACGGUACCGAGGACACCGGACAGGGUUCACAGGACACGAUGGGAGCUGUGGAGGGUGUCGGGGCUCCGUUCUCCUCCUUCCCUCCUCCUCCACCUCCUCCUCCUCAGAACGGCCUGGCGCUGGAGUUUGGGGGCCAAACGGAGGCCCCUGCAGGGGUCAGCAGCACCCCCUCCUCUAACCCCAGCGCUCAAAUGUCAGACAGCUCUACUCAGGCAGAACUUCAGAUGGUUGCUUACAAUCCUUCGGUCAGCAGUGAUUCCUCCGAGGCUAAAGGGACCCCGAAGCGGCUCCAUGUUUCCAACAUCCCCUUCCGCUUCAGAGACCCAGACCUGCGGCAGAUGUUCGGGCAAUUUGGAAAGAUUCUGGAUGUGGAGAUCAUUUUCAAUGAGAGGGGCUCAAAGGGUUUUGGUUUUGUGACGUUUGAGACCAGUGCAGAUGCAGAGAAAGCACGAGAGCGUCUCCACGGGACCAUCGUGGAGGGACGGAAGAUCGAGGUCAACAACGCUACGGCUCGAGUGAUGACCAAUAAGAAGAUGGUUAGCCCGUAUGCUAACGGAGAAGGCCUCAGCGCGCUGCCCUACGCGGGGUGGAAGUUGAGUCCUAUGAUGAGUGCGAUGUACACACCGGAGCUCUACGCAGUUCCAGGGUUUCCGUAUCCCACCAGCGCCGCCGCAGCAGCCGCAGCAUCCACCGCUGCGACCCUCAGAGGAGCGCAUCACCUGCGGGGUCGAGGCCGGCCUGUGUACGGAGCGGUGCGCGCCGCGGUCCCUCAGACGGCCAUACAGGCCUACCCUGGAAUAGUGUUUCAGGACACUCUGGUUAGUAGCAGAAUGCCUCAGAGCGGCUACACUGCGUAUCGUUACUCUCAGCCGACGGCGGUAGCGAGUCCAACAGCAGCGGCAGCAGCGGCGGCGGCAGCCUACAGCGACAGCUACGGUCGCAUGUACGCAGCAGAUCCGUACGCGGCUGCGCUAGCGGCUUCUCCAGCGGCGGCGGCGGCAGCAGCGUAUGGAGUCGGUGCGAUGGCCACUCUCUACAGAGGAGGAUACAGCCGCUUCUCACCAUAUUAAUACACUUCCAGAUUCACCGUCUCUCUGAACUUUCAACAGCUGCUGACCUCGGAGGGAAAAAUCCAAUCACACUCUUGGACAAAAAAAAAAAAGGAAAAAAAGUGAAAUGCGUCUGUUACGAACGAACAUUGAAUAAGGAAUGCAACCAGUACAUCCGAGAAGGUGGAUUUUUUUUGUUUUGUUUUUGUUUUUUUUAAAGGAAACUUGACGACGUCAAACACUAAAUGAAAACAGAUCUCUGACUGAGAAGCGAAUCAUUUCUUCCUCUGGCUCGUCUCUCUGCACAUAUGCAUGCAGUAACGGCUCUAGACUGCCUCUAGUGGCCAUUGAACUACAUGUGCACCGAGCGUCAGGACUGCAGUGAACACAUUUACGUCACCCUUCACUGUCUCACACUACAAUAAUCAUCAAUAUUCUUUAAGAAAUAUAGACCUUCGUCCGGACCGCUCUUAUCUCCGUUUUAAGGAUCAUCUUGAAAUUGGUGGAUCCCAUCAGCUCUGUAAGAGAGGACGAUGCUAUGAUCCCAAAUACAGCCACGUGAUGAGAGACUUCCACCGUGGUCUUCCUCUCUCUGGAAAGAUCAUGGAUGAAAGAAACUCCAGCAGCUGUAACGAUCACUGAAGCGUGACGCACACAACGGGACGACGUGUCAUAAUCAUCCGUCUUGCUGAAAGCUUUGUGUUCUUUAAACUGUACCUCUGUUCAGACCAAUUUCAAGAAGCGUACCUUUAAAAUUAAAUAGUCAUUAUAUGCAAGUAAACUAGAAUAGACACAAAAUUUUACCAAACAUUAUUGUUGUUAUUAUUAUUGUUAUUAUUAUUGUUAUUAUUGAUUAUUAUCGUCAUUAGUUUCUCAUGGUUGUGUGUUGGACAUCAUCUGAACCCACACUGAUAAACAAAGGCAUAAUGACUAAAGCAAGUAUCUAAAUUAUGCUACAAAAUAUUUACAACUUUUUUUUCCUUCAGAUUUUGGGAUUGAAGAGCCCUUCUUUUGGAAUUUCGACAAGCUCUUUUAUUAGCGUAGUUUUGUAAAAUAUGCAACUUUUCGGCCCAAUUUCAGAAAAGUGGAUCAAAAGAGGUUUGUUGAUUUUUAAAGCAGCAGCACACAGUAUUUUUGUCUUUCCUGCGGAGUGUGUCCUCUUUUCUUCAGUAUAUUGGUAUUUUGCUUUUUGAAUUUUGGUUCCAAAGAAAAGUCAAGCAUGUUCUUGAUUUGUGUGUAAACGUAUUUGUAAUUCUAUUCUUUGGUUUAUUUUUGUUUUGAUUUACAUGAAUAGGUUUUUGAUAUUGUUUGAAGUGGUUUGUUAAUUAUUUCAAAACAGCUGGACAUGGAUGGCAGCGUCCUCCUCCUGCGAUCCAAGACCGCUCUCCGUAUCUGUGAAAGAAAACACACCUGCAUUUCAAGGGUUUUUUGUUUAGGUUUUUUUUUGCUAGACAUCAUGUCGAUUCUAGGUGUAAGUGUAUCUGGACCCAGGACUGAAACAUUUGACCAUUUUAGAGUUUCAGAAUAAUGUGAGGAUGAGGGCCGUGUUUCAUUGACACUAAGAUACUGUCCUAAAGACAAACUGACCACAGUCUGAACACUAAACCAGACAGCUUUAUCUUAUUAGUUUUUUGUUUAAAUGGUACUUGCAGUCUAUGCAUACACUUUCCACAGUAUUAUAAGAGAUUGAAGUGAUCUCAGCUCCUAAAUUCUGACCUUCUGGCUUUUAAAGAUGCUUUUGGAGAAGAUUGGCUGGUUUCUCUCUUUCUGUUUCUCCUGCAGCAGGUGAUCUUCUCCGUGCCGUUCUGGAUCAAUGGGAGCUCUUUGCUAUGAUUAAACUGAUUUCUGGCAUGACGCUCGUCUUCUGAUGAGGGAGUGAGAAGGUUAAAAUCCCCUCCAUUCCUACAGUAAAGGGUUAAAGAUGGCGUCUCUUUUAUUCUCCAUUCUUGCACCUUAUGAAUAUGAUACCUGUUCCACAUACUCUCCUUUGGUUUCCAGUGUAACCGUGUUUUUGAGUUCAACUCUUUCUCUCUCUACAUAUUCUGAUUCCAUUUGUGAUGUAUUUUGUAUCUAAAUGUCCAUAUAAAAUGUUUUUUUAAAACA